Molecule: messenger RNA, 1248 nt
Organism: Suillus subaureus
Lineage: Eukaryota; Fungi; Basidiomycota; Agaricomycetes; Boletales; Suillaceae
Exons: 7
Coding region: 1-1248 (415 amino acids)
Source: RefSeq, a predicted model, not a curated record
AUGCUCCCCAUUACCGAAUUCCAGUUUGCGUUCUGUGGGAUCGCGACUUUUGCGGCCACCUUCGGCUACGCAUGUGCUCGCAGAGCCUCGUCCCUGAACGCGCAACCAAGCCACGUCGAUGUCGAACCCGAGGAGAAGUCUCUCAAGCGUAAGCUCGAUGAAUCUGAUGGCGAAUCCGAGGGCGAGCAGGAGAGGCCUGUCAAAAGGAGCAGAACACCUCCCAACGACCACGAGGAGGAAGAGUGGGAAGUUGUCAUCCCACCUCCUUCAUAUCAAGAGGCCCAGAACGCGGCACCCCAUCCUGAACCAGCUGUUCGAGAAGAAGUGUCUACAGCUGUUCAAAUCGGGACCGCGCAAGUCAAAGAAGUCGCUCCAAGCGCUAACGAGCCCGCUCCAGAAGCACACGUUCCACCGGCUACCACUGGUAACGAAAAUGUCCAGUCAGCCGAACUACAGACAGAGGAGGUUGAGUCACAACCUAAGCAUCCCGAGAAUCAGUCUCAAUCAUUGAGGACCAAUGAGCCCAGCGAGCCUCGCCCCGUUACGCCGCCGCCGCCGCCGCCACCAGCUCCCAAGCCAGUCACUCUUAAGCCGAAUGUCACCGCAUUCUCAUCUUUUGCAAAUACCAAAUCUCCUUUCACUAAGUAUUCCAACACCCCCUUCCCGUCAUCUACGUCAACAUUCACACCUGCCUGGCGAUGCGGCGAAUCCCGUACCCCAGGCUGUUCUAUUGACAACGUACCAGUGCCGUGUCCGAAUGAUAAUGCGCUCUCACCGUCUCCAAACGAAGUUGCUGAGACGUCUUCGGCUGGUGCUCUGGGUGACCGUGCGCAGGCAUCCACGGCACCAAAAGCAUCUUCACUUGUAACCGGUGAAGAAGACGAAUCCGUAUCCUCCGAGCUCAAAGGUGUCAAAAUCUUCAUAAAGCGCGGACGCAAAGAGUUCACGGAUGGUAAUUUUGGGCAUAUCAAAGUUCUGACGCAGAACGAACGCACACGCUUGUUAUUCAGACGGGACCCCCUGGGCCAGGUGUCAAUGAAUGUAGCAUUGCGGUCCGCAGUACGAUGCCAUUAUGAUGCAGGGGAAAAUAUUCUCCGAGUCGUGCUGAUGGAGCAGGUCGCCGUUGAGGGGAAGGAACCGAAAGACGAGGUUGUGAUCUAUGCCCUCAAGCCGGGGCGUGCAUCGAAGGCCGAUUUCAAGCUUUUUUCUGAAACGCUCUGCGCAAACGAUCGUCUCAAGGCAUCGUAA